AUGCCAAACGACUUGAAGGCUUCUCGGGAUCAAUCAUUUCGUCUCUAUAGCGUCAUCUAUUGUAAACAAUAAUCAACCUGCUACUCCUCCCUGCUCACACAUUGUGAGCUUUGUAAACGACAGAAAACCAUCUACUGCAAACUUUGAAAUCCCACUUCGAUGUCAAUUCUUCGGAUAAAUUAAUUAAAUCAUUUCCUACAAAUGUUGCUACGGGUCUCGAUGGAAUAAGUGCUCCAUUACUAAAGCUCAUCUUCCCGGCUAUUCUUGAAAGUCUCACCAAGGUUCUAACUUGUAGCAUCCAGUCUGACAUCUGCCAUUCUGCCCUCAAACUAGCACGUGUUACGCCCGUUCACAAAUCUGGACCAGCUUCUGAUCCAAACACUGGUUUUCGUCCGAUUUCUGUUCUUCCAAUUAUUUCUAAGCUGCUUGAAAGACACACAUGCACCUAUUUAAUGCUGUAUCUUCGCUCAUUUAAUCUUAUUGUUUCAACACAAUCUGGAUUUUGUCCUCACGGCCACUCAACUGAAUCUAUAUUGAUUAAAAUGACUGAUGACUGGCUUGAGACAAUGGAUCAAGGCUUAUUCACUGGUGCGAUAUUCUUAGAUUCACGCAAGGCCUUAGUCUCCCUCGCAGCCGUUUUUUGGAUGUCACGCAACGCUCCCCCAUGAGAAAGGAAUGUAGUUCGGAUGUCAGCAGCCGUUUCUUUGGGGAGCGUUGCGUGACAUCCAAAAAACGGCUGCGAGGGAGACUAGCAAGGCCUUUGAUGUUGUAAAUCAUGACCUGUUAGUAGCCAAACUGCAAAUGUUUGGUUGCUCCUCGUCAGCAUUACUUUGGUUCAAAAGCUACCUGUCAGACCGUCGACAUUGCAGGAACCUUAUCUGGUACUGAAUUAUUGAUAUCUGGAGUUCUUCAGGGCUCAAUUUUGAGCCCUGUUCUCUUCCUCCUAGUUAUCAACGACCUGCCUUUAACCUGGACGAAUAGAAAUGGCCUAUUUGUUGAUGAUGCUACUUUCUAUGCUAGUGCCUCAAAUCUGACUGAUGUUCAGUUACAACUUCAACGGGAUCUUUCUAUUACGGCGACAUGACCAAAGAUCAUGGCAUGGCUGCCCAUCCGCAAAAGACGAACUACAUGAUAAUUGGUACUCGACAAAAGCUUUCCCGUUGCGAAGAAUCUGCCCUUUCGCUGUGUUUGGAUGGUGGGCAGCUGGAGCAAACUCAACGUCUCUUGGGACUGGAUAUCGACCCCUCCUUAUAUCUUGGUCAUCACACGAAGCUAAUCUUAGGAAAAAAACUCUGA
Molecule: messenger RNA, 1296 nt
Organism: Porites evermanni
Lineage: Eukaryota; Metazoa; Cnidaria; Anthozoa; Scleractinia; Poritidae
Source: the annotation of a GenBank genome assembly